GAUUGCCAAUCAGACCUCCCUCCUUUUGCGCACUACUUCCACAAGAACUCUCAUACGAGACAGUUGAAGUUGACAAAAUUUACAUCCCAACGAACGCAUUGUUGGUCGCCGAAAGAUCGGAAGGCCGUGUUGAUAGGAGGGGCAGGGUACGUUUACUUUGGAAGAAUCAAUGCCCGCCUUGUGUUUUUACUCAAAGCUAGAGGCGAGCCAUUUGCAAUUAUCCAGGCCAGCAAAUCACUGAAACCCAAAGCUGGAAUCUUUCUCGGGUUCGGGAAAUGUCCUCAUAGCAGGACGUACGAGAUCGGGGACGUGAUUGUGGCAGAUACGAUAGCUCGAAAGAACCCCAAACUUGGAAAACUUGAAAGCCUAGCGUGCAGUGAAUGUUUGAUCAACGUGUUCAAAAAUGGCAAAUAUGGAUGGAAACCGCCCAAGUACCGCAAGCAAGCUGUCCAUGUUGGUAAAGUAUUUCAGAUGGGAGAUUUCACAAAGAAUGAGAGAGCUAUUGCGGUAACUGUGAGAACUUCAAGCUUAGGUGGGUAGUUGUGCUCAUAAACCUAGAUUUCAAUGAGGCUGGAAAAUUUUGGUGAAAUUCCGCGUCUCUGUCGUCUCUUUUUCUUGCAAAAAACAUUCUUUUUAUUGGUUUUUAUAAAGAAAUUGUGAACCAAAUCAAAAGACAACGUGAAGUAGACGUAAAAGUGCUUCAUCUUAUAAAGCUGACAUGUUCUUUUCGCAGAUAUACUUGAAUGCUGCAAAGUCCUGGGUAAAGAAUGGAUCGUACUUGCAGGCAUGAUUGGCACUCAGCGUUACCAUGGAAACACUUCUUGGGAGCAAUACGUAGCAGUGGUCUUGAGCUCACUGGUGAAUAAGAUGCUACAGGAUGACCAAGUGUUUGCAAUCUUAGGAGGAGAGGGUGGGGAGCCCAGAUGACACAGUCCCCUCCCUGGAAACCCUCUGCAAGAAACAGUUUCUCUUAAAAGUAAGCUGGGAUUAUAAAUUGUAAGUGGGUGCCAGCUCAACCUCUUUCCCAGGACCUCGUCUAAGAGGGGAGUCUUUGGGGACAAUACCUUGGCGGAUCUAGGGGAAGACAAGAAUAAUAUGUCCCUGGCCAAAUGUAAGCGGCUAGCAUCGAAUGAAGUUCUGGCAAAUGGGAAACCUCCGAGUCUUGAAACAGGAAGUCAAGCACUCGGUAGGGAACCAAACCGCUUUACUCUACCACCCCUCCGCUCUUUGUCUUCUGGGAAUCGCAGGACACCUCUCCAGGAUAACCUGACAAGCUGCGCUGCUUCCUCUAGGCGCCACCCUACAGACGCACGGCAGCUGCCUGGAAAUAAUCAGGAUCAAGACAGAGGAGAGGGCAACGGUGAGCAGACAAGGAGCAGUUCUCCCUCCCAUAACCCGCCGGCAGAAGAAAAGAGCGUGAUGUUUGCAAGCUGA
Porites lobata is the source of this 1434-nucleotide messenger RNA. NCBI's taxonomy places the organism in Eukaryota, Metazoa, Cnidaria, Anthozoa, Scleractinia, Poritidae. The record is from the annotation of a GenBank genome assembly.